CCCGAAAGUAAAAUGCACCCAAAACUGACAGAAAAGCAAGGAAACAAGCAGGAGGUUCGAUUUUUCGCCAAUAAUCCUAUUCUCGCUGCUCGGUGUGUGGUCUUAUCGUAGCAGGCGGUUCGCCCCCGCGUUUUCCCGUUCCAAGUGGCAAGGGUUUUCCACGGGAUCCGCGUACCACCGUGCAUGGUGGUGGCCACCGUUCGCGUGCAGUGCAAAUUUCCAGUUCCACUCCAAGUUCGCGGUGUAUCGUCGUCGUUUUUUGGUCGUGCUGGUGCCUGUGAUUGACCCCGCGAAGGAGGAAUUUUACGAAAGGGCAAAUACUAUUCAAAGUAUGACUUUUCGCGCUGUAACACGCACAACCGUCUAAUAAGCCGCAGCGAGAACUAUUGAAAGUGAUCAUUGAAAGCAGCUGUGAUUGAAAUCGAUCUUCGAGCUAAUCUUGCCGUACGAUUUCUACACGUGGCCGUGGCGUCGAAACGGUUUGACGUAAGGAUUGCCUCCGGAUGUGCCGCAACAGGAGGAGAACGUAGCACGUGAACGAGCCGGGAGAGAAGUUUUGCGACGGGGACAAAGCUCGCGGAGAGGCCGAGGAGUACAUCCAUUUGUGGAACCGGCGCUAAUCGGGUGUGCUCCUUGUAUCUCUCCGUUUUGGCGGCGCUAGGCAGGAAGCGAUGGCGGAAGCGAUCAUUGCCGACUGGCUCUCCGACUACAGUGCACUGCAGGAAUCGGAACUGCGCACGUUUGCCGCCCAGCACGAGAAUGACUUCGAGAUCUCGAAGGCGCUGUACACCAUCCUGAACGAGCGGACGAAAUACAAGGAUCUAAUCCAUCCCAUCUGCAAUCAGCUGUGCAAUUUCUACCGCUCGAAUGAGGUCGAACUGCGCCGGUUUACGCUGCAGUUUGUGCCGAUGCUGAUCUAUCUGUAUCUCAACUCGGUGGCACUCGGCGACAAAAAGGGCUGCCGUUCGAUCGAAACGCUGCUGAUCUGCAUUUACAACAUCGAGGUCAUCGCGGACGAUGGGAGCCCGAAGGUAGUCUCCUUUCGAAUGCCCGUCCUGGCGCAGGCAUCCGUCUAUCAUGAGGAGAAAAGCCUACAACCAAGCGAUUUGCGGCGGUGGGAAGAGAACAGCAAUAAGGAUAUCAAUUGGGGCCCGCUACCCUCGAUCGAGUCGAUCAACGCGCAGAACCGGCUGAAGGUGAUGACGGCGCUGCUGUUCACGUACAACCAGCAGCUAAAUCAGAUCCACAAACCCGCCCUGUACCAUCUCUGCAAAACCACCUCGCUGCUGGUGAACCAAGGCUUUCCGAAGGUGCCGGGUGGCCACAUGCAUCGCUCAUCGUACGGUACCGAUCCGAUCUCACCGCAGCAACCGAUGGCGAUGGCUGCCCCGUCGCAUGUCGUGCGGCCACCGCCCCGGAUCGCCGUGAACGCCCAGUUCCUGGUGGAGCUGGCGCACGCCAACUACUUCGCCAUGUUUAACGAGUUUGCGUCGGCAGCGAUCGAAGCGGUGACGGAUCUGCACAAUCGCGCGUGCUACGAAAUGCUUCCCAAGGUGAUACUGGUGACGAAUGCAAUACGCAACUCGUUGCACGCGAAUCCUUCCGGUCAACCCAGUGAUGGUCCGAUGGGUAUUAGUGUAGCGCUGACACCUGCCACGACUACGGUGACGGUGUCGAAGUCGAUGAUUACGAAUGCCUCCUUCCGUACGAAGAAGCUACCAGACGAUCUGGAGGUUGAGUUUGUGAAUGCACUACAGUCCACGCAGCAGGAAAUGAUGAGCAAACUGGCGAUGAUUGACGCGGACGUAGGAACCGGCCUAAUGGGUGGAUCGGGCACUAUGGGCAGCAGUUCCAGCGUGCCGGCCGUUGCCGUGACCAAUGGUCCGGAAGGCGAUCCGGGCGAUCCGGGAGAUUCAAACAGUCCGCGUACCGAGCCGAAGAAGAAAGAAUCACGAAAGUGGAAGAAUUGGGGCUGGAAAACGAAUGCCGCUACUGCCGGGGGGACAAACGCGAAUGGAACCGGUGCGGCAGGUCCGAAGCAGGCUAGCAUCGAGGAGGAAGCAGACUCACCGAAACGAUCGGCCGGAUCGACACGGCACUCUAGUCCGGCCGAUUCGCCGAAGCACAAGCUGCUGCUGGGAACGGGCAAGGUUGAGGAUGUGAACUCAAGCAGCAGCAUCUCACCUGCAUCGCUGAGGCGCAAGAAGUUCCUUUCGAGCAAGAAUCAAUCACCGAUAAAUCGGUCGGAAGCGCGCGCCAGUGCGGGUGCUCGGCUGUACGAGGAGCUAGAGCUGCAGGACUCGGACUCUGAUGAGCUGGCGGCACUGAUAGUGAAUGGACGGCCGGCAACGAUUCACCUGAUACAGCCGUCCACCAUCCCAGACGAUAUUCCAAUACAGGGCCCAACGAAGGAGGAGAAUGGUGGCCCACACCAUCUGACCAGCAUCAACGAGGAGGGUGAGAGUGGGCAACCGUCGGCGGACGGCAGCGCAAAGGGUGCCGGCAGCGGUGCGACGGGGUCCGGCGGCGUGUCGGGCACACCGGGCAAGCCGAAGGACUCCAAAACGCAUAAGGUGCUGGGCGGCUUUAAGAAGUUGAAACCGGAAAAGGAUAAGGAUAAGGAGAAGGAUAAGGAUAAGGAUAAGGAUAAGGAUAAGGACAAGGAUAAGGAUAGGGAGGGAAGCGGCACGACGCCGGUCGUGCUGGUAUCGACCGGUUCCGGUGGUGGUGUGACGCUUCCGGUGAACAGCAGUACGGCAGCGACGGCGGCCGGCAUCACCGUCGGCGGAACGUCACUCGUCGAGGAAGCGAAGGCCCUAAUGUCAUCGGCGAAGAAGAUUAACUCGAAGGAAAAACUAAGUGCUUCCGGUGUCGGUGGUGGCCAACCGGCAACCGUAGUCGUGCUCGCGAAUGGCAGCAUCCUGAUGGGAUCCGGUCCGGCGUGCAACACGACGAACGGUGACAGUUCGGAUGGUGCGGUAACGCUAGCGGCCGCCGGGUCGGCUAACGGUGGGCUCGGCAAGCAGUCGCUCGACAUUGGCGAAUCGUUCGAUUCGGGCAGCGAACUGCUGCAACAGCACGGCCCGACCACGCUCAGCAGCGCCAACAGCAGCAGCAAUGGAGGCAACACGAUAAAAUCCACCGUGCUGGAUAUGAAGAACCACGGCAGUAUACAAGUUAGUCAAGUUUAGAUUAUUGUCCCCGUUUCUCGGUAUACCCGCUAGGAGUAGGAAUUAUUGUUUCUCGGUGGGUUAACGUGCGCGUGUGUAUAGUUGAUGCUCCCCAUGUGUCCUCCCGUUCCGAACGAUCCUUUCUUUGUUUACUUCACCUUACCUCAUCCGUUCCGUAUCGCUAAGCGCCAAGGUUACAGUUACAGUAUUGCAGUCCCGAUUUGUAGUAGGGUAUCGAAGAUUAAGCGGGAAAAAACACCGUCAUAUACAUACACCAAGACACACGCAUACACAGCCCGUUUUCCCAUCCGCGCGAACCCCGGGUCGACCGGCGAUUUCGGGUUGAGUUUUUUAGAUAGUAUCGUUUUUUGUUUCCUGGUGCGUUUUUGUUACAUAUACCAAAUAAGUACAUAGACGGAUAAUGUUAAUUUGUGUGUUAAAUUUGGAAAUUUGUUUACGCUUUGUUUAUUUUAUACAGCUUCGGUUUUGCUAUCGUAACAAUAUGUUAAUCAUACACUUAUACAUGUGAUAGUCCAUUUUUCUCGGUUGUUUUGUUGUAGUUACGCCAUUGUCCUUUUAUUCGCUUUUAGUUUAGGUUAUUUUCCUUCUUAAACGACUCCCUGUGGUUCUUAGGUUCAGCGGCGAACAGUUAGGGAAGGAUUUGCAUUCCAACGCACUUGCCUGUAUCAUCCAUUCCCUCCGCUAAGAGCGUUUGCUCGUGCGUGGAAAGACUACUGGCAGUGGCGAUAAUUUUGUGCUUUUUGCCCCGGUUUUAUUCUCACCCCCUUUCCCCACCGGCCUCUUCCCACUGGCGACUGUCUGGUACAGUCGUUCUGGUAUGUUUUCCAGUCGUGCUCACCCACCGCCUCACAAGUCUCGUCAUUACCGAAACAUCCAUUUUCGCGCGAGCGCUGUGCUGUGUAGCCUUUUAGCCACCUUACGGCACGACAGAGGUGGAAAUAAUGCUCCCACGCUCCGCAAAACAAAAUAUUAAAACGACCGCGGCUCCCAACCCAACCAUAUCCUCCGGAUACCCGAUGCCUACUAAUGCGGGCCCUUGGCGGUAAUGGGCGCUAUAAAAAGGAGGGAAGAACACACAUACGUACAGCCAGCCAGCCAGCCCCCAUCUUUUCCCUACUUACGGCCUAUCGACGAGCGUACCGUGCUCGCACGUUGAAAGAAUUCAUUGGCAGAUUUAGAUUGUAAAUGAAUAAGUUUAGUGUAAGCAUCAUUUCAUUACAGCAUCCUUAGUGGUAGUAAGUACCGUUCACGAAGCGAAGAAAGCCCUUAGCGCGUCAUAGUUUAAACUAAUUUCUGUUUUCUUUCGCUUCAGGUAAAAUUGCUUGCAGUAGCUACAUUGUUACGGGGUUUUAGUUAAAUGUUGUAUGUGUUUGGAUUGAAGAAGAAAUUUAUCCUAAUGGCUUUCUUUAUUUAAAUGCAAAUCGGAACCGCCUCUCCCGUCCGGACAUUCACCCCACCCAGCUGUGGAGAAUCUAGCUCGCCGUGAUAGACCAUUAAUAACUUCGGUUGAACCGGUCCAUAUUCAUUCAAAUGCAUGCCCGGCCACUAAUCACAAUCAGCAUUGCUCCGUGGGCGUUAUGUUAUUAUUUGAGUGUGAGUGUGCGCGUUUUUUGUUUGCUAUUUAUUUGCACGUAGGCGUCUCACUUCAUUCGCAACAAUUUUCAUUGAUGGUGCGGCCCCAGCGUGCGUUAGGAAGACCAAUUAAUGGGGGUAAAGAAAAACUUUCCUUUGCUUAGUGUGAAGCGUCUGCACUUGAUUGAACGGCGAAAAGGUAAAGGGUGCGUGCAACUAGCGUCCAAAUGCCGACUGGAACCUGUGCGCGACAGACCCGUCGUCGGAAGUAAGAAAAGCGCUCCCGUUCGUUCUCUUAAUUCUUCCACAAUACGAAUGUGCCAACAAAUAAUGAUCUUAUGGUUGUGCGUGUGUGCGUGUGUGUGAAUUUGUUUCGUUUGUAUUUUGUGAGUGCUGUUGCAAUAUUUGCUACUUGACUUAUAAAGCCCUAUUUGACCUAUUUUCUGUCCCAUUUCGACCGAUUUUUUUUCCUCGUAAUUCGUCUUAAUGGGAACAAAGCUAAACCAAAACGGAAGUCCUAUCCUCCUCCGUGCUGUUAAUUUCGUCCGUUAUUUAUCCUAGGAAAAGAAAAACAAAAUGAGGUCGUAUUUGCGUAAUCCGGAACGUUGUAAUAAGGGUCCGGAACAUCGAUCGAGAUGUGUCUCACAUAGCGUAUGGAAAGAUGUUAAUAUAUUGAAGCAAUACAAACUACACAAAAACCCCAAGUGCAGGCUAGGGACGAUAGCUGUACUCGUGCCACAAGUCGAAAUCGAUUUGAGCGAAAUGAUUUAAUGACUGUCUGUACAAGCAAACAAGGCCGAAAGGUCUUUGCGCGAGGUCCUGUUGUUAUUUACCUUCGAUUAUUGUUGUUACACUUCUACUUCUCGGAAGGAAGCUGAGAGUUGUCUGCCUUCUUUACCAUUCAAAUCCAACUCUCCCCGUGUCAGUGCUGCAUAACACAAAACACCAGAGGAAAGCAAUAGUUAAAGCAAACCAACUAAUAGGAUAUGUAGGAGAGUUCACUUAAACACAGCGUAAAGACGGAAGAGUCCUUAGGAAGUAACGCUAUUCUUCGGUGUGGAGGUAUGGGGUAUUUAGGAAUCCGACUGUGCUUAUGAGAGGAUUUAAAUUUUAAUUUAUCAUCAUCAAUUGUUGAACAUUCAUUACACUUCGAAGAAUCAUCGGCAUUAGUUAGACUUGUUGCGGUAACGGAAUUCUGAAACGAACUUAUUGUAAAUGAUAUUAGCCAUCCGAGGAAGGCGGCAUUAAAAUACAUUCAUUUCACAGAACGAAAGCUUCUAAAGCACGCACGACGCCCUCUCGAUUGUAUACAUAUCAUUUCACCGCACUACCACCUGCUACUACUGUUCAUGCAUUUUCCCGGGAAAAAGGUGAAUCCCAAACUUUUGUUACUUUUGUGCCCAUAUGUUUGCAAGAAGGAUCAAAUCUGUCACCCACUGUUGUGCUACCGAUGCUUGCUAAAGCCGAUAAAUAAUAAUUUGCUGUAGGAGAUCUUCUAAAGGAAAACCCCCGUAAGGACUAACACAGAGCAUAGACACAGAAAAGACUUGACGAAGGGAAAAGAUGGGCACAGAAGCGAGACAGGCUAAUAUACAGAGACUCGUUAAAACCGUUAGUAGCAGCGUUGAGAUUUCAUCCGUCGGUGUGUACAUACUGGAGUGUAUAGAGAGCGGGUUGAAGGGUUCAGAAUUCCGCAGAGUAGAUCAGAACGGUUAGCUAGCAUAGGAAUGCAUUAUACUUCAUCGUGUACGUGUGUGAGUGUUUUUCAUUUUUUGUUGGGUUUUAGUUUUCGAUGGUAUUCAAUCGCGUUCAUGUUCCGCGUCCGGGUUCUGGCGAGGAUUUUGCAAAGCGUUCUCUCUCUCUCUCAAGUCAUUGUUGAUGAAGUCGCGUUCGCAGAGAAUAUAUAUAUACACUCACAUAUAGAUAUAUACAAACACACAUACCUAUACCCUUAUAUAUAUACGGAUAUUUAAAGAAAAGGUAUCAAAUUUUCGGUGUAAUUCAUCUCGAACCAUAUGCAACAAAGCAGGACGAUAUUAGACCGCGAAUCAAAGAUCGUAACGCAGGAGGUAACGCUUGUGUAACGAUCGUAUAAGGUGGUGGCAUCGGUGGGUGCUUUUGGAAAUCGGGUUAAUCGGCGAGCACUUGGCGCGUGAUGUGGGGACGAAUUGUGGGGAUACACACACACACACACACAUACACACUUUCUGUGAGACAGAUACUAGAGCAAUCACACCAAACAAACAAGCAACACAAGCAAGCAGAGCGAUAGAAGGAAGGAUAACGCAGCAGUAGGACAUUAUUGAAAUGGCUAGAGAGUAGGGAAGUAGGAGCCGUGUUAUAGUGGAGGGGAAACCAAUAUACAUACAGUGCCGGGAAGAUUAAGUGCAACAGGUGUGUGUAAUAAGGGUUGGGAGGAGAAGAAAAAAGAAGCAAAUUCUCUACUCUGUACAGAAGAGGAAAAUAUAUAAUAUCGUUACAAC
Molecule: messenger RNA, 7246 nt
Organism: Anopheles stephensi (Asian malaria mosquito)
Lineage: Eukaryota; Metazoa; Arthropoda; Insecta; Diptera; Culicidae
Product: hyccin-like
Exons: 8
Coding region: 672-3191 (839 amino acids)
Biological process (GO): protein localization to plasma membrane; phosphatidylinositol phosphate biosynthetic process
Cellular component (GO): plasma membrane
Source: RefSeq, a predicted model, not a curated record